UAUUAUAUUGCGCAGUUAGGUUAGUAUAUAAUACGACGUUUUAUUCUACGGUUGAGUUUUGCAUCCGCCAAGAUGGUCAAUAAGGAAUCUAUGUGGUACUUUGUGAUGGUAUUCUGUUUAAUAAUCGUACUAGUAAAUUCUAUAAGCGUUUCCAGCAGAUCUUACAUCGGUUUUCCCUCUGACUGUGGUGGCAUCGAUAUCAAGAAAGGCAGUGGUGUGUACAUGAUUUACCCUGAAGGAGUUGAGGAUGGAUUCAAUGUAUAUUGUAAUAUGGAGACAGACAACAUAGGGGGCGGAUGGACGGUGUUCCAAAAACGACAAAAUGGUGCGGUUGAUUUUUACAGAGGAUGGAAUGAUUAUAAAUUUGGAUUUGGAACUUUGGAUGGAGAACACUGGCUUGGCAACGAAAAUCUCCAUAUCCUUACCUCCCAAGACAAAUACGAACUCUUAAUUACGAUGCAGGACUUUACCAAUCAUACUGGAUAUGCAAAAUAUGCAAACUUCAAAAUCGGGAACAAAGAAUCAAAAUUCAAGAUGACCAUUUCAUCCUAUACUGGCAACGUUGGUGAUUCACUUAGCAGCCAUAAUGGGAAAAACUUUACUACCAAAGACCAGGAUAACGACCAGUAUGGAAAUAACUGUGCUUCUAUGUUUAAAGGUGCAUGGUGGUACGGAGCCUGUCAUUCUUCAAACUUGAAUGGACAGUAUCUUGGCGGGAAACAUACUUCACACGCUGAUGGAAUUAAUUGGAAAACUUGGAAAGGCCAAUACUACUCAUUAAAGACAACCAACAUGAUGAUUCGUAGGAAAAAAUAAAUAACCUUCGCAAAAUUUGUAAUUUAUAAAAAUCUCUUUUUUAAUUGCAAUUCCUUAAAAACUAAAGUGAGGCAAAACAAAUUAAAGUAAAACAGAUAGAAAAUAUUCAACAUUUGAAUAAAAUGAAAUGAAAAAGA
Molecule: messenger RNA, 953 nt
Organism: Mytilus californianus (California mussel)
Lineage: Eukaryota; Metazoa; Mollusca; Bivalvia; Mytilida; Mytilidae
Product: fibrinogen C domain-containing protein 1-like
Exons: 5
Coding region: 73-816 (247 amino acids)
Source: RefSeq, a predicted model, not a curated record